Molecule: messenger RNA, 897 nt
Organism: Lolium perenne
Lineage: Eukaryota; Viridiplantae; Streptophyta; Magnoliopsida; Poales; Poaceae
Product: protein FAR1-RELATED SEQUENCE 5-like
Source: RefSeq, a predicted model, not a curated record
AUGGACAACGCAGGAUCCACCUCCAGGGCUAUGUCAGCAGACAUAGCGUGCACUGAGAUUACGCUUCCACAAGCAAGUUCUGCACAAACUCCGCCGGCUGCACAUAAAUAUGGGAUCGAAGGGAAUGCAGAAGUAGUUUCAACUCCACAAGCACCUAGAUCAGACAUGAGAUUUGAUACACUUGAAGAUGCUCAGAGGCACUACUUGGCAUUUGCAAGGAGGAGAGGAUUUGGAAUCAGAUACAAUUACAGGAAGAAAUCCGAGGUCACUGGCGAAUACAUAAGAGCAGCUAUGGUUUGCCAUAAAGCAGGUCACCAAGCAAAAGAGAAAGAAGAUACGCAGAAACCUAAACCAGUUGUACCGGAAAGGAUGAAGUGCAGCAACAUUAGGACUGACUGUCCAGCUAGGAUGGCGUUGAAAGUCAGAGAUGGUACCUGGCUGGUGACGGAAUUCUGUGAUGAUCACAAUCACCCUCUACUCAAGAAGUGGUCGUUGACUGGUUUCCUACGCUCACACAGAGACAUACCGGAAGAAGACCAAGAGUUCAUAAAAAUACUACACACUGUAAACAUGGAUACAAGCAGAAUGAUGCAAGUUAUGGCUACACUAUAUGAAUCAGUAGAAGGAGUGCCAUACACACCAAAGGACAUGGCAAAUUUCAGAUCCAAACUUCGGGCAGAAAACAAGUUCGUAGACAUGCAAAACACUAUGGCAUACUUUGAGGACUUGAAGUCCCGAGACAAGGAUUUCUACUACAGAUACAAGCUUGACGAUGAGGACCGUGUGCAGUACUUGUUCUGGGUAGAUAGUGCAGCAAGAAGAGCUUACAAGAACUACAAUGACUGUAUUUCUUUCGAUGCAACUUACAUGACAAACACAUACAAGAUGCCCUUGUAG